Molecule: messenger RNA, 876 nt
Organism: Wasmannia auropunctata (little fire ant)
Lineage: Eukaryota; Metazoa; Arthropoda; Insecta; Hymenoptera; Formicidae
Product: odorant receptor 43a-like
Exons: 5
Coding region: 1-876 (291 amino acids)
Biological process (GO): sensory perception of smell; detection of chemical stimulus involved in sensory perception of smell
Cellular component (GO): plasma membrane
Molecular function (GO): odorant binding; olfactory receptor activity
Source: RefSeq, a predicted model, not a curated record
AUGAUCGCGGAGGAUUGGGUAAAAUCAAAAAGUGUGCAAGAAAGAAACAUAAUGAUUAGAAGGGCGCGAACUGCACGCCUGAUUGUUUCUUGCGCGUACUUCAUAAUAGGAGUAGCGUGCUUCUUCAUCGUCGUUCCCGCGAUUUUUGGAGUGUCAAUGAGAUUCGCUUCUAACAUUACUGAUCUAGGCAGACCGAUGCUUCUACAAACCUAUUAUACUUAUGAUGUAUCUAAAUCACCGCAAUACGAACUUACGUUUAUUAGUCAAGCAAUUUAUAUUACUAUCGGUAUCAUGUCUUACACUGGAAUCGACAAUUUUCUAGGGCUAUUGAUUUUUCAUAUAUGUGGUCAAUUGGAUAUUCUGAAAAAUCGUUUAACACGUUUUAAUAAAUGCAUCAAUUCUAAAAUGUUAAAAAACUGCGUGACAGAACACGUUCGUUUACUUAGAGCUAUUGCGAUUAUUGAAGAUACAUAUAAUAUAACACUUCUCGCCUUAUUUAUAUAUUUUGCGAUACUCUUUGCUUUUUAUGGUUUCUGGAUAAUUCAACUACUUAAUGAUGGAAACGAUAUAUCGAUCAUUUAUUUGAUAUGUUUCAUAUGCAUUGUUCUUAAUUUGUUUGGACAUAUGUGCCUAUAUUGUGCCCUUGGUGAAUUUUUGAUGGCUCAAUCUAAUGAAAUGUACUAUGCGGCAUACAAUAAUGAAUGGUAUUCCGUGAAUCCAAAAGUUGCACAAGAUUUGUUGCUUUUUAUGACAAGAGGCUGUAAACCGAUUUAUCUCACCGCUGGAAAAAUGUUUCCCUUAACAAUGUCUACAUUUUGCAGUUUAGUGAAAACGUCAGGUGGUUAUAUAUCCAUUUUGCUUACAACAAGGAUGUAA